AUGUCCAUCUCGCCGGCCAAGAAGAACCUGCACCCAAAACUGACCGCGAUGAACACACGGGAGCUGAUCUCCGGAAGUCUUGACAGCGUCAAGCAACAGGCGAAGGCCAUGGCAUCCACCGUCUCGUCAGCUAGGCCGGCGGACCUCCGCCGAAAGCUGGCGGAGAUGAACACGGCCGACCUCGCCGCGGGCCUCGGCCACUUCAAGAACCAGGCGGCGGCAGCGGUUUCCACGCGCGAAGGCGCCGUGAAAGCCGCGGCGAUGGUCCUCGGGGGCGCCGUGAGCAUCUACUUCCUCUGGCCCGCGGCCGCCGCCCCCGCCACCACCGGCGCCAUGAUGAACGCGCCGGGCGCCGCCGGCUUCGUCAUAUCCCGCGUGGCGUUCCUGGCCAAGAGGCAGCUCUACUUCCACGUCCUGCGCACUGCCGGCCCUGUCGCCGCAGUCGCGGUUCUCGUGUAG
This is a messenger RNA of Triticum turgidum subsp. durum (durum wheat), 459 nucleotides long. NCBI's taxonomy places the organism in Eukaryota, Viridiplantae, Streptophyta, Magnoliopsida, Poales, Poaceae. The record is from the annotation of a GenBank genome assembly.